AGUUUUACAAACUUUAAGCCGUUAUGGAUGCGUCAGUUAGUAGGUCGUUGGCCUUGAGUCUGACCGACCCAAGUUCAAAUCCUGACUCACACCUGUGACCUUUCUCUCAGUUUCCUCGUCUAUAAAAAGGGGAUAGCAAUAGUCCCUACCUCACAGGGUUGGGAGGAUCAGAUGCAAUAAUAGAAAUAAAAAUGACAGCACCUUCCAUGAAAGAAAGGCAACUUUGCUGGGGAGCUCGCGAUGACUACUGGAAGUGCUUGGAUGAAAAUACUGAUGAUGCCUCUAAGUGUAAAAAGUUAAGAAGCGUUUUUGAAUCAAGCUGCCCUCAACAGUGGAUUAAACAUUUUGAUAAAAGAAGAGAUUACUUAAAGUUCAAAGAAAAGUUUGAAGCGGGACAAUUUGAACCUUCAGAAAGAACAGCAACAUCAUAGUUCUUUGUAAAAAAAAAAAAUUUAAACAAACGCUGAGACUAUUCUUUGUGGACAUCAGUAAAUAUUCCUUUGAAUACCAGUUUGCCUGAAUUAUGAAGUGUGACAGAUUGGACUCAUUGUCAGCACAGCUCUCCUACUCUCAACAGUACUGAAAAUGAUCAAGAAUCCAACAGAGUUAGAAUAUUUAAUUCAUCCAGUGAAUGACUUGAAUAAAGUGGUGUAGAACGCAUUGUGGAAGUGGGUUUUAUUGUUCAUUUUCAUAACAAUGUAAACAAACUAAAAGUGAUUUUUUUUUUCUUUUCUGGCUGAGAACUACAUUUGAACUUGGUAAAACCGAUUCUUUUAAGUGUUUAUAUGUGGAAUCAAUAUUUUACUUGAAUGAAAUGAACACCUUGAAAGCAAACGCUGUAAUAUGAUACAAUGUAAAAUUUCAAGGGGCCAAAGUUUAUAUAUGAGUCAAACUUUAAGUAUUAUGCUAUAUGUAAUGGUUAAUAAACAGUUAAUUUGUAAAUAA
Molecule: messenger RNA, 945 nt
Organism: Trichosurus vulpecula (common brushtail)
Lineage: Eukaryota; Metazoa; Chordata; Mammalia; Diprotodontia; Phalangeridae
Product: cytochrome c oxidase assembly factor 6 homolog
Exons: 3
Coding region: 192-431 (79 amino acids)
Biological process (GO): respiratory chain complex IV assembly
Cellular component (GO): mitochondrion; respiratory chain complex IV
Source: RefSeq, a predicted model, not a curated record